AUCUGUAGUUUUGCGUUUGGAAGUGGUGUUGUUAAAGUAUGGUUGUAGAGACUGAGUAUUAUGACAGACUGAAAGUAUUUCCGACGGCAAGCGAUGUAGACAUUCGAAAGGCAUAUCGUAAGCUCGCGGUGAAGUAUCACCCAGACCGAAACCCAGACCCGGAUGCUGCCGAGAAAUUCAAACAUUUGAGUGAGGCCUAUGAAGUCUUGUCCGAUCCGAAUAAACGGCAGAUGUAUGAUACAUAUGGCAAAGAAGGAUUGUCUAGGAACACGUCAGUGGAUCCGAUGGAGAUCUUCGAAAGGUUCUUUUCGGGAGGCAUGUUCGAGGGCUUCGGACCUCACACUGAGAGGAGGAAGCAAUGUGCGGAUGACUUCGUUCACAAGAUACAGUGCACACUAGAAGAGCUGCAUACGGGUUGCAAGAAAAAGUUAACGUUUAUGAGAUCAAGAAUAUGUAAAGUUUGUUCAGGAACUGGAGCAAGGCCGGAGUUGGGCUCGCAUUCAAGAACAUGCAAUAAGUGUGAUGGACGCGGAGUGGUCAUCUACCGAAAACAAAUUGGAAUCAAUAUGAUGCACCAGGUGCAAACGGUGUGCAAUCAAUGCGGGGGAACUGGUGAGAUGAUCAAGGAGGAAGAAAAAUGUAAUAAUUGCGCGGGGAAGAAGGUAGUUAGUGAGCGUAUGUCUCUCCCGGUCACAGUGAAAGCUGGAAUGGAACAUGACGAGAAAAUAGUGAUAGAGAAAGAGGGAGACGAGGUGCCAGGCAUGGAGCCGGGAAAUAUAGUUCUGUAUAUCGAGCAGAUCAAGCAUGACUUGUUCGAGCGUGUUGAAAGCGAUUUGUAUAUGAAAAAGACUUUGUUACUUUCGGAGGCGCUUUGUGGGUUUAAAUUUACAAUUCCUCAUCUUGAUUCGAGCACUCUUCUUGUCGAAUCAGAGCCUGGCGAGGUGAUUUCCCCUGGUGAUGUUCGUUCCAUACAAGGAGAAGGAAUGCCUCACUCUAAGAAUCCAAAGCUACGAGGAAACUUGUGCAUCAUCUUUGAUGUGAAGUUCCCCCCUAGAAUGUCGCUUUCUCCUGCCAGUAUCAGCGCCAUUCAUAAUGCAUUACCCAGGGCACAUCCCGUCAACGAGAAGAAGGAAUCAGAUUUGAGGCGUGUGAAACUGUCUUCUGAGUCAGUCCAGCUGCCUCACAAGAAGAGUAAUUCCAAGAGUCAGCAGCGAUCUCGAGAACGAGAAUAUGACUCUGCAACCUCUUGUGUUCAAAGUUAAUUCAUACAAAUAUGCAAUUUUGUCUAA
Messenger RNA from Schistocerca gregaria, 1289 nucleotides. RefSeq names its product dnaJ homolog subfamily A member 4-like. Gene Ontology annotation, cellular component: cytosol; cytoplasm. Gene Ontology annotation, biological process: response to heat; protein refolding. Lineage: Eukaryota; Metazoa; Arthropoda; Insecta; Orthoptera; Acrididae. The transcript has 4 exons. The coding region runs from base 39 to 1262 and encodes 407 amino acids. Gene Ontology annotation, molecular function: Hsp70 protein binding; ATP binding. The record is from RefSeq and is a predicted model, not a curated record.